AAUGUAUGAGUCGGAUAGAAAGAGAGGGUUCGCACGACGGAGGGAGUGCGGAGGAGAGAAGGGGCGGUGGGAACCCUAAAUCUUCGUCGCGGCGAUAAGAGGGAGGAAGGUGUUGUUGUCGUUGGUGGCAGUGGUGGUAGUGGUGGUGGUUUGUGUUGUGCUGGUGUAGAUCGACUGCAACCAUUGGCAUAGAGGAAACACGUCUGAAGAUGAGCGAAAGCAGCCGUAGUCCUCCGAGGGAUCGCAAGAUGCGAACAGAGCGAGUCUCAUAUCGUGAUGCACCAUAUAGGAGGGACUUCCGCCGUGGCUCAAGGAAUCUUGAUUUGUGCAAGAACUGCAAACGGCCUGGACACUAUGCGAGAGAAUGCCCAAAUGUGGCUGUCUGCAAUAACUGUGGCCUUCCAGGUCAUAUUGCAGCUGAGUGCACUACAAAGGCAUUAUGCUGGAACUGCAAAGAACCUGGGCAUGUGGCGAGCAAUUGCCCCAACGAGGGCAUCUGUCACACCUGUGGGAAGACUGGCCACCUCGCAAGGGACUGCUCAGCUCCUCAUCUUCCUCCUGGUGACCUAAGAAUCUGUAACAAUUGCUACAAGCAGGGGCAUAUUGCAGCAGACUGCACGAAUGAGAAAGCAUGCAACAAUUGCAGGCAGACCGGUCAUUUAGCUCGCGACUGUCAAAACGAGCCCGUCUGUAAUCUUUGCAACAUAGCGGGGCAUGUGGCCAGGCAGUGUCCGAAGGCAGGAAUGCUCGGCGAAAGUGCCGGCGGUGCGUUUCAUAGCAGAUUGCGAGAUGUCGUCUGCCGAAGCUGCAACCAGAUUGGCCAUAUGAGCAGGGAUUGCAUGGGUCCCCUGAUGAUCUGCCACAACUGUGGUGGGAGGGGUCACAUGGCUUUUGAGUGCCCAUCAGGGAGGUUCCUGGACCGAGGGUUUCGUAGGUUUUGAGGAACGGAUGGCGAAGACUGCCAAGGCACCCGUUUUGCAUGAGCUUUUGAACCUGUUUGAUUUGAUGGAUAUUAGUUUGAUUAGAGAAUGUUAUUUAUGCAGUAGAUUAUUCGGCUUGGAAACCUUGGGGUGAUCGUCUGUAUUUGAAACCGAGUAACUUUGUUUAGUCAUGUCGUUGUCGUAUUGCUGAAGGAAAAUAGUCGUCGUUUCUGGAUCUCAAUU
Molecule: messenger RNA, 1163 nt
Organism: Musa acuminata subsp. malaccensis (wild Malaysian banana)
Lineage: Eukaryota; Viridiplantae; Streptophyta; Magnoliopsida; Zingiberales; Musaceae
Product: zinc finger protein GIS2
Molecular function (GO): zinc ion binding; nucleic acid binding
Source: RefSeq, a predicted model, not a curated record